AUGCUGGCAGAGGUGAGCAGGUGGCUACUCAAUGCCUGUCCAGCCUUAAUUUUGCUCAUUUCGGCCACUUUUCUCUGUCUCAAGGCGAAAAAGAAGAAUGGUAAGGGGGGGGCGAUUUCAAUUUUGAAUUUUGAAAAAGUUCUAGAAGUGUCGAUCUACGAGAUUUCCUAUUUUACGAAAAAUUAGCAGGUUAAACCUGACCGAAAAACAAGUUUUGGCUCAGCGCGGGCGUGUUUAGCUACCGUUUUGCCUACCCGGGUUCGAUCCCGGUCGUGGUCAAAUUUUUUUUGCACUUUUUUUUGACAAGUCUAAGCGCUUCUUGCACUUUAUCUAUAGGUGAUUAAUCGAAAAAUGCUCCUUUUCCGACAAAUAAGAGUCGAAAUCAAUAUUGCGCGUGUUCGGCUACCGUUUCGCCUAACCGGGUUCGAUCCCAAUCGCGGUCAAAUUUUUUUUGCACGUUUUCUCCAAAAAAUCUAGCGCUUCUUGCACCUUAUUUAUAAAUGAAUAACUGGAAAAAUGUUCAUUUUCAGACAAGUCAGAAUCGAAAUCAAUAUUGCGCGACAUGAGCGGCCAUUCAAAUGAAGCCGUUGAACAAAAGAAGAAGCCUCCGUUGGCCUGUGUCGAUAGCACAUCCACAUUUGUAAGUGUAUCCAUAUGGCUCACCUGGUAGCGAUCUUCCCGGUCACUCAAAAGGUCACAAGUUCGACUCCUUUCAGCAAUCGAAAAUACUCCCGCCGGCCCUUUCUCCGGCUCCGCUCCUUUCUCCAAACGGUCGUCAGAAGAAAAUUACGUCUCAAGUGAGUUUUGAAAAUUUGACGUCAUGUAAGAAAAAAAACGUCUUUCUUUUAAAUGACGUCAUACUUUAGGAUCCUAAUGACGUCAUAUUCCAAGACAUUACUCAUAUCUUAUCGGAACUCCCGACCCCUUUGAGUUGAGAUUUCCUGAUGACGUCAUUCUUAUUCAGAUGAUAUCAUUUUUUAAAUGAAAAAAAAAAUCGAAAUAUGACGUCAUUAUUAUCCACUCAGCGUCAUAACCUGACUUUUAAAAUUUUUCUACUUCCAAGGGUCCUUACCUGAAAUACUGACGUCAUAAGUAGAUUGUUUACGUCAUAACUUGAUUGAUGACGUCAUAACUUGAUCGAUGACGUCAUAUUUCGAUUGAUGACGUCAUAAACCGAUGGAUGACGUCAUAAUCGCUCAGGAACGACCGGCGCAGACGGCGGCAGUGCCUGUAAAGAACGUGGACCAUUACUCGGACGAAAAAGUGUGGAGCGACUCGGAUAAUACAUUUUUGUCGAGGAGCGAGUCCUACGAGAGGAUAGAUAACUUGGUCGUGGCUGAGGACGAGGAGCUGGGUCGAGUCAAGCUCAUCGCCAAGAAAGAUCAUGGUAGAUUUUCGGACCAGAUCUUUGAGACGGUAGACAUUGGGGAUUUAGACCAGGAAAAGUUGAGACCCCUUAAGUGACCACUUUAUGUUUUUCGUGGUGAAAUUUAAUUUUGAAUGGUCCCACUCAAGGGAAUACUUGUUCCCUUGAGAGAAGACUGAAGUUUCCACUUGAGUAGAUUUAUUUUAGGUACCGCCCGGAAAGAUCACCGUAGGGAGCAGUCAAAAGUAGAUCCCUUAAGUGAUACCUUCUUGAAAUUCUCUUUGAUUUCCCAUAAGCCUACUUAGGAACUUAAGAGUGGUCACUAAAGGGGAUAGGGGCCAUUAUAGUGCUCCCUGAAAGGCUGAAGUUCAAGUGGUCCCUUUAGGGGUUUAGGAUCUGACCUCUGCGCCACUAAAGCUCAAGUGGUCCCUAUAGCGGUUUAAGAUCUGACCUCUGAGCCACUGAAGCUUAAGUGGUCCCUAUAGGAGUCUUUUUUAUUCAGAUUUGAAAGCAAAAAUACACAUAGGGACGGCCACUUUCGUAAGCUAUAAUUUUUGAGAGUACCUACGCGAAAUUCGUCGGAAAGCUCGAAGAUUGGCUGAACAGAAGCAAAAAGACGAAAUUUUGAAGGCUCCGGCUCUUCUAGCUGCGGAAGAGGUUCGUCUUGUUCUUUUUUUUUUAAGAGACAUUUUUUCUAGGACAUGAGCUUUGACGACACGCUGAAAGGAGUCGAGUCGUUGCGACCUGAAGCCGGAAGGAUAUUUAUGACUGAAAGGAGUAGAAAGGUGAUAUUUUGAAGAUUUUUUCGUCAGUAUUUUGUUGUAAAAUUGAGAGGACGCUUCAUAUUUCCAGAAUUGAACUUUACAAAAUUAUUAUCUUGAAUCUGGAAUAUAAUAAGGUUUUCAAAAUUUUUCAUAGUGAAAAAACGGCUUGCAGAGGCGCCAGAGAAAGAAAUUUUUUCUGCUUCUCUGGCGUCUCUUCAGGCUCUUCUGCUCUCUCGACUCCUCCAUUUUUCGAAAAUCAGAAUUAUAAAAGUUCCUAGGAAGUCUCCAUAGUGACUUUAAAAGCCUCUCCAAGUGAGAGAGUGCACUCCUUGAAGAGACGCCAGAGAAAGAAAGUUUUUCUGCUUCUCUGCCGUCUCUUCAGGCUCUUCUGCUCUCUCGACUCCUCCAUUUUUUAAAAAUCAGAAUUAUAAAAGUUCCUAGGUAAUCCACAGUGACUUGAAGAAAAAAAAGCCUUUCCAAGUGAGAGAGUACAUUUCUUGAAGAGAUACCAGUGAAAGAAAGUUUUUCUGCUUCUCUGGUGUCUCUUCAAGGCGCUACUGUUCUCUAAAUUUCUCUUAUUUUUUCAGAUUUUAAAUAUUCUCCCCUUAUGGAUGUAUGAUAACAUAUCGAAAUCCCAAUUUUUCAGCCAAACCUUCAGAAAUUGAAGCCGGACGAAAGUGACCGGAAAGCCCUUCAGGCCUGCGCGACUUCCCAUUCCAAUCACCCGAGAACCGACAUCCAAAAGUACAUGGAUAAGCAUCGAGAUCAGUAUCCUUCUAAACAAAAUGCUUGA
Caenorhabditis auriculariae is the source of this 2923-nucleotide messenger RNA. Lineage: Eukaryota; Metazoa; Nematoda; Chromadorea; Rhabditida; Rhabditidae. The record is from the annotation of a GenBank genome assembly.